CUUGGACAUAGCUUGGGUCCUUCCAUUUACAUAUGAGGUAGUUAAGGCCAGAUUCUACAUAAUAAAAUAAAAAACAAGAAAUCAUUUAAUGCCUACUAUAUAUAACAAGACACCACAGGCUGGAACUUGAGAAAUAAAUUUGUAUUCAAUUUUCCGCUCUUUUUUUCAUCAACUUUGUUUGAUUUGUUUUCACAAAACAUUCUUACAGCUGGUCUUCCAAAAUCUUUGCGGCGAGCUUCUCGCCAAUCACCCCUCCUCAUCCCGCACAACAUGGCACAAAUAUUCUCCCCCAGAUCAAUACUACUUUGUGUAGUUUUCUUCUUUUCUACAAAUGUCCUUGCUAUAUCUGCUGUCCUCGGCAUAGAUCUCGGCACCGAAUACAUUAAAGCUACCCUCGUCAAACCCGGUAUCCCACUCGAGAUCGUUCUAACCAAAGAUUCGCGAAGGAAAGAGAUCUCUGCAGUCGCAUUCAAGCCCUCACAAAAUGCCCCCAAGAGUGGGUCGUAUCCCGAGAGGGCAUUUGGCUCCGAUGCUAUGGCUCUUGCACCUCGAUUCCCUUCCGAUGUCUAUCCGAACCUGAAGACCGUCCUUGGCCUCACCACAGAUGACUCAAUUGUGAAGGAGUACGCCGCGAGACAUCCGGCUCUCCAAAUUGAACCUCACAAGACCCGUGGUACAGUCGCAUUCAAGAGCCAAGCUACCGCCAAGGAAGAAGCAUGGAUGGUAGAAGAAUUGCUGGCAAUGGAGCUCCAGAGCAUUCAGCGCAACGCUGAAGCACUAGCUGGUUCCGACAGCAGCGUUCGAUCUGUCGUUAUUACCGUCCCGCCAUUCUAUACUGCCGAAGAGAAGCGCGCUGUAGAGCUGACCGCUGAACUUAUUGGUCUCAAGGUUCUCUCCCUUAUCAGCGACGGUCUUGCCGUUGGGUUGAACUACGCUACGAGCCGAACGUUCCCAACCGUUAGCGAGGGAGCUAAACCAGAGUAUCAUAUGAUCUUUGAUAUGGGUGCUGGAUCUACUAAGGCAACAAUCAUGAAGUUCCAAGGUAAAACGGUCAAGGAUAUCGGCAAGUUCAACAAGACGGUCCAGGAAGUACAAGUUGUCGGAGCUGGUUGGGAUAGGACUCUAGGCGGCGAUGCUCUCAACUACUUGAUUGUAGACGACAUGAUCUCUAAGUUUGUCGACAUGCCCGCGGCUAAGAAGACCUCCGUGACGGCGGAAAGCGUUCGGGGACAUGGAAGAGCUAUGGCGAAGCUUCUAAAGGAUGCCGAAAGACUAAGACAUAUUCUCAGUGCCAACGUCGACGCUGCCACUAGCUUCGAAGGUCUCUAUGAGGACAUCGACUUCAAGUAUAAGAUUACUCGAGCUGACUUUGAGAAGUUGGCCGAAGCACACGCCGAGAGAGUUGGCGCCGCCGUCCAAAAGGCGCUAGACGUAGCCGAGCUAGACAUUAAGCAACUCGACUCUAUCAUUCUUCACGGCGGUUCUUCGCGGACACCUUUUGUCCAGAAGCAGCUCGAAAAGAUUGCUGGUGGCGACAAGCUUCGCAGUAACGUCAACUCAGACGAAGCUGCCGUAUUUGGUGCAGCUUUCCGAGCUGCCGAGCUUAGCCCCAGUUUCAGGGUUAAGGAAAUUAGGAUCUCUGACGCCACUUUCUUCCCAGCAGGAAUGAAAUGGACAAACCCCCAUAACAAACCCCAACAUCAGCGACUUUGGACCGAGCGAUCUCUUCUCGGUGCUCCCCCGAAGGAAGUCACUUUUACGAACCACGAAGACUUCUCGGUCCAUUUCUACCAACAGGUUCCCGCAACUGAUGGCAAUGUGGUAGACCGGGAGACAAAAGUCUUUACGACGAAGAACCUGACAGCUUCCGUAGCAGCUCUCGUCGAGAAGGGAUGCUCUGACUCUGAUAUUCAUUUCAAGGUUAAACUACGACUCAGCAGUGAAAACGGUGAAGUAGAAGUAGCCAAGGCUGCCGUUGAGUGCGAGGCUGAAGUGCAAGAAAAGGAAGGAUCGGUUAUGGAUGGUGUCAAGAAUCUCUUCGGAUUUGGCAAGAACAAGGACCAACAGCCUCUAAAAGAUGGUGAUGAAGCUUCCGAGGGUGCUUCUACUACCGGGUCUACCAACACGGGUACAACUUCUGCCGUGGAAUCUAGCUCUACUUCAACCACUGUAUCUGAAUCAACAUCCGCUGAAUCUGCUGAGGGUAGUCCGGUACCGAAGAAGAAGCAACUUGUCGUAAUCCCCAUUGACUACACUUUAGAGAAGGCGGGAAUUCCGGCUCUCUCGAAGGCAGAGCUUACCAAGUCGAAAGAUCGCAUCAAGGCUUUUGAAGCAUCAGAUAAAUCCCGACGAUUAAGGGAAGAGGCGUUAAACCAGCUUGAGGGUUUCACCUAUAGAGUCAGAGACCUGCUAGAGAGCGAAUCCUUCGUGGCCGCAUCUACCCCUAAAGAGCGAGCUAAGCUGGAGAAGAAGGCUAGCGAAGCUAGUGAUUGGCUAUAUGAUGAUGGAGCCGACGCAUCACGCGAGGAACUUAAGGCUAAGCUCAAGGGUCUAAAGGAUAUCGUUUCUCCCAUAGAAAAGAGAAUUGAAGAGUCACAGAAGAGACCGGAGCUAGUCAAGAAUCUACGAAGUACACUAGACCAGACGAAUACCUUCAUUGAUACCAUCAAGGCAAAGAUUGCUGAGGCAGACGCCUACAUGUCUUCUCUCGGCUCUAGCUCUUCGACCACCGAAAGCGCUUCUACUGUCACCUCGGCCCCUUCUCAAGAUUCUGGCGAGUUUGAAGGUCUUGAAGAUGAAGACACCACGACCUCAACAACCACUACAACCGCCGAGGACCGCAACCCGACACCACCGGUUUACACACUUGACGACCUCAAGGAAAUUACGGAGCUUACAAAGUCUGUGAUCAAUUGGUUAGAGAAGAAAGUCGCGGAGCAGGAGAAGCUCCCCGAGACAGCAGACCCCGUCUUGUUGACUAAGGAUCUGGUUGAGAAGACCAAGAAGCUCGAGAAGGCCGGUAUGGACUUGGCCAUGAAGAGUAUAAGAAGUUUUGAAAAGAACAAGAAGAGGAACGGCAGCUCGAAGAAAUCGAGCAAGGCCAAAACCAAGAAGGGAUCUACCAAGACGGAUAGCGACGGCUCGAAGCCGACGGCAGAUGCUAAGGACGGGGAAAACUACAUCAAGUUCGGGGAAGACGGCAAAGGCCCGUCGGCAGAGGAGAUCGAGGAGUUGAUCCAGCGCUUGUCUAAGGAGCAACAGAAUAAGGAGGAGCCUAGGACAAAGCACGACGAGCUGUAAUAGAGGCCAUAGAUAGAGAUUCUUUUUUUGAUGAAUGAUACGAGAUAAAUGGCAAGAGCCAUUCUGAAUAGUACAACAAUAUUUGGGUACGAAUACUUUCUUCUAUAUUUGGUCGUGUGGUUAGGCGUACCUAUAGACUACAUCCUCUCACGAGGCGUAAGUGAAGCA
Daldinia caldariorum is the source of this 3468-nucleotide messenger RNA. Its product is annotated as stress protein ORP150. NCBI's taxonomy places the organism in Eukaryota, Fungi, Ascomycota, Sordariomycetes, Xylariales, Hypoxylaceae. Gene Ontology annotation, cellular component: endoplasmic reticulum chaperone complex. The record is from RefSeq and is a predicted model, not a curated record. The coding region runs from base 271 to 3300 and encodes 1009 amino acids. The transcript has a single exon. Gene Ontology annotation, molecular function: ATP-dependent protein folding chaperone; ATP binding. Gene Ontology annotation, biological process: negative regulation of hypoxia-induced intrinsic apoptotic signaling pathway; cellular response to hypoxia; endoplasmic reticulum unfolded protein response.